CUCGCUGCGCCCCGCGGAAGGCAGCGCCAGGAGGCACCAUGCCCCAGACGGUGGUCCUCCCGGGCCCUGCGCCCUGGGGCUUCAGACUCUCGGGGGGCAUCGACUUCAACCAGCCUUUGAUCAUCACCAGGAUAACUCCAGGAAGCAAGGCGGCAGCUGCCAACCUGUGUCCUGGAGAUGUCAUCCUGGCCAUUGAUGGCUUUGGUACAGAGUCCAUGACUCAUGCUGAUGCACAGGACAGGAUUAAAGCAGCAGGACACCAGCUGUGUCUCAAAAUUGACAGAGCAGAAACUCGCUUAUGGUCUCCACAGGUGUCUGAAGAUGGGAAAGCUCACCCUUUCAAAAUCAACUUGGAAUCAGAACCCCAGGAUGUGAACUACUUUGAACACAAGCACAAUAUUCGGCCCAAACCUUUCAUAAUCCCAGGCCGAAGCAGUGGAUGCAGCACUCCCUCCGGUAUUGACUGCGGCAGUGGACGCAGCACGCCUUCUUCUGUCAGUACUGUUAGUACCAUUUGCCCAGGUGACUUGAAAGUUGCUGCUAAGAUGGCCCCUAACAUUCCUUUGGAAAUGGAACUUCCCGGUGUGAAGAUUGUCCAUGCUCAGUUUAAUACACCUAUGCAGUUGUACUCAGAUGACAAUAUUAUGGAAACACUUCAGGGUCAGGUUUCAACAGCUCUAGGGGAAACACCCGUCAUGAGUGAAUCCACAGCCUCGGUGCCGCCCCAGUCGGACGUGUACCGGAUGCUCCACGACAAUCGGGAUGAGCCUUCUCAGCCUCGCCAGUCAGGCUCCUUCAGGGUGCUCCAGGAGAUGGUGAACGAUGGCCCUGAUGACCGUCCUGCUGGAACGCGGAGUGUGAGAGCUCCGGUUACAAAAGCGCACGGAGGUGCUGGUGGUGCACAGAAGUUGCCGUUCUGUGACAAGUGUGGGAGUGGCAUCGUCGGUGCCGUCGUGAAGGCGCGGGAUAAGUACCGGCACCCCGAGUGCUUCGUGUGCGCCGACUGCAACCUCAACCUCAAGCAGAAGGGCUACUUCUUCGUGGAGGGGGAGCUGUACUGCGAAACCCACGCGAGAGCCCGCACGCGGCCCCCCGAGGGCUAUGACACGGUCACUCUGUAUCCCAAAGCUUAGGCCCUGCGGGUGAGGCUGGCUCGCACGCACCCACGCGCACUCACACAGGAAGAAUUUCAUGGCUUUGGGCAGAGGAUCUCGCAGACUGUCGACUCCAAAUCUGAAGCCGAGGCUUUUAGACGUUUAUUUCAUUGUGUAUUGAGGCAAAGAAAUGGGAGGCAGAUGCCAGCUAUAUGACAGAAACAUACAUUUACCUAUGUUUUGCAACUCUUUUUAUCUUUGGGCCUAGCAAUAAUGACAUUUAAAGCAAUAACUUUUGUAUGUCACACGCCACAAUUUACAUGUAUAUUACGGCAUCAAACAUGUCAACAUCAAGAUAUUUGAGUGAGUCUAAUUGUCUUUCCUCGACAAGUUGAUUCUGUGAUUGUGGUAAAUACCAAAUAACAAUCUUGUAUUCUAACAUAAUCUAUAGUUGUCUGUAACUGUUUUAACUAUUACAGUGCAUGUCGGGAGAAAUUCCCUGAAUUUCUUUAGUUUCGUAUUCGAACAAUUAUGCCACUGGAUGCAACAAACAUAAUAAACACAUAAAACAUUU
Molecule: messenger RNA, 1668 nt
Organism: Propithecus coquereli (Coquerel's sifaka)
Lineage: Eukaryota; Metazoa; Chordata; Mammalia; Primates; Indriidae
Gene: PDLIM3
Product: PDZ and LIM domain 3
Exons: 8
Coding region: 39-1133 (364 amino acids)
Biological process (GO): actin cytoskeleton organization; heart development; muscle structure development
Cellular component (GO): stress fiber; filamentous actin; Z disc
Molecular function (GO): muscle alpha-actinin binding; actin binding
Source: RefSeq, a predicted model, not a curated record